Messenger RNA from Brassica rapa (field mustard), 817 nucleotides. Its product is annotated as phosphatidyl-N-methylethanolamine N-methyltransferase. The record is from RefSeq and is a predicted model, not a curated record. Lineage: Eukaryota; Viridiplantae; Streptophyta; Magnoliopsida; Brassicales; Brassicaceae. Gene Ontology annotation, biological process: phosphatidylcholine biosynthetic process. Gene Ontology annotation, molecular function: S-adenosylmethionine-dependent methyltransferase activity.
UGUCUGAACGAAACUCAGAUUUUGUCGGGGGAACUCAGCAAAAGACUCAAACGAGCAAAGAAGAAUCGGGAGAGAAAGGAAAGUAGGACGUAAUGGGGAUAGUAGCUGCGAUCGGAGUGCUAUUGCCAUUCCCUUUCUACUGGUGGCUAUGGACGAAUCCUCAGUCAUGGGUCAAUCUCUGCGGCCAAGGAAAAGACCCUUCCACGGUUAUGGCACGUGUCUCUCACGUGCUCAAGGCUGCCCAACUCCUCUCUCUCUUCUCCGUCGCCUCACUCUCAUGGCCUCCUCCUCUCUACUUCUGGCCCCUCAUGGCCUUUGGCCAGUUUCUCAACUUCAGGGUAUAUCAACUGUUAGGUGAAGCUGGAACAUAUUACGGUGUACGAUUCGGGAAGAACAUACCUUGGGUUACAGAGUUCCCGUUUGGGGUCAUCAGAGAUCCACAGUAUGUUGGGAGUGUCAUGUCUCUGUUGGCUUGCCUCUCUUGGGUUCCAUUCCAGUACAUUUUCCUCUGGUGUCUCGGUUAUGUUUUCAUGAUGCUAGUCGAGUCAAAGGAGGAUUCAAGUGCUCGUGCCAAACCCAUCUCCUGAUGUCUUGGCAUUACACACUAGUUAAUAGGGUUUUAACUCCCACGCAAGUCAGGUCUACAUUUCUUGUUGUUUUGAUUGUUUAAUUUUGUAGUUCCACUGACAAUGCACCUAGACUUUAUACAUUUUGUUAUCAAAAAGUUAUUGGAACAAAAGAAUAAGAUAUGUAAUAAACAUAAACCAGUAGUGAAAAUUUGUAAUAAACAAAACCUAAAGCUUUUUUUGUCUGUGGA